Alternaria conjuncta is the source of this 1875-nucleotide messenger RNA. RefSeq lists its product as uncharacterized. Bases 1 to 1875 code for a protein of 624 amino acids. Gene Ontology annotation, molecular function: ATP hydrolysis activity; ATP binding. NCBI's taxonomy places the organism in Eukaryota, Fungi, Ascomycota, Dothideomycetes, Pleosporales, Pleosporaceae. Gene Ontology annotation, cellular component: mitochondrial matrix. The transcript has 2 exons. The record is from RefSeq and is a predicted model, not a curated record. Gene Ontology annotation, biological process: protein catabolic process; proteolysis.
AUGCUGCUGUCCAAGACGAUCCGGAGGGCGCUUCCCGCUGCCGUCUCGCCCCAGGCCCGCGCGUCCUACCUCGCCCUCUAUAGCAUCUCGCGUCGCGCGCCCUUGUCCCAGUCGCACACGCGCAAAUCGUCUAGAUUCAAUCGUUCCGACUUCAGCGGCCAGGGCUUCUCGUCUUUCUAUGAGCCUGACCAGCCCACGCGCGGUCCACUGGGCAACACCAGCAAUGUGGGCGCAGGCCACAUCACGCCCAAAGUGCUGCGACAGCACCUCGAUCAAUUCGUCGUUGAUCAGGAUCGCGCAAAGAUAGUCUUGAGCGUGGCUGUCCACGAGCACCAUCUCCGCAUCCAAGAGAUCAAGAGACAGCACCAUGAGCAGGCUAGACUCGAGGCGCAGGCUCAGAGGCGAGCAUCCGUGUACAGACAUCCUGUAGAAGGUAGCCCCAAAUCUCAUAUUGAUCCAAUCAUCGACGACUUCAACCGUCAUCCUCUUAUGAUGCGGGCGCUGAGCAGCAGAGCAGACGAGUUCCCCGGCCAGCAGUCCACCGUAGAACUGCACAGUCACAGUGACCCUCUACCCUACGGCGAAGCACCUGCCUACAAACCAGCCUCGUCCACCUCCUCAGACCCCGACUCCUUACUCGAUACCAGCGAGCACCAGCUGCAGAUAGAAAAGUCUAAUGUGCUCAUACUUGGACCUACUGGUGUGGGAAAGACGUUGAUGUGCAAGACACUGGCCAAGACGCUGGGUCUACCCAUCUCCAUGUCGGACUGCACUACCUUUACACAGGCAGGAUACAUUGGGGACGACGUCGAGUCGUGCGUUGCUCGUCUCUUCUCAGCCGCGAACUAUGACAUCGACGCAACCGAGCAUGGCAUUAUUGUUCUGGACGAGAUCGACAAGAUCGCAGGGUCCAAGAUGUCAUACGGCAAGGAUGUCGGCGGCGAAGGUGUUCAGCAGGCGCUGCUGAAGAUCAUCGAGGGCACAACCGUACAGGUGCAAGCCAAACCGGAGAAGAGCGCGAACAGGCCCGGUGGAAUGCCUGGUGGUCCUCAGCCUCCUGGGCCUGGCGGAAACAAAGGCGAGGUCUUCAACAUCCGAACUGACAACAUACUCUUCAUUUGCACUGGCGCCUUUUCGAGCCUACACAAGAUCAUCUUGGACAGGAAGUCCAAGGGCAGUAUGGGUUUCGGGGCCUCGAUACGGUCAUCGAACGCACAUGCCGCCGCCGAUGGUGUUAUGCUGACAGGUGUGGAAGCUGAGUCCUUCAAGAAAGACUCCCCUUUCUUCGUACCGCCCAAGAACGAGGUCCCGAACCCAUUUGGUGUUAGACAGGUUCAACGGGAAGAGAAGGUUAAUGUACUUGACCAUGUGCAACCAGCAGAUUUGCAGAAGUUUGGCAUGAUACCCGAACUCAUAGGCCGCAUACCCACGGUCUGCGCAGUAGCAGCUCUGGACGAAGAAGCUCUUGUCCGCGUUCUCACCGAGCCCAAAGACAGCCUGAUAAGACAAGAAGAGCACAAAUCGUACCUCAGGAACAUCGAGCUACGCUUCACAAACGGCGCGCUUCGCGAAAUCGCACGCAAAGCAAGUAGGAUGGGCACAGGCGCCCGCGGGCUACGACACGUCGUGGACCAGCUUCUCUUGCAAGCCAAAUAUGAGACACCCGGCUCAAGCGUCAAGCACAUCCUCGUCACGCAAGACGUCGCCCUCCUCAAACGCGCACCCCUGUACUUCCACCGCGGCCAAUCCGCCGCCUUCGAAGCCGCCCACGCGCAGGAAGAAGAGCGCUGGGAGGAAGAGCUGCGCAGUCAAGAAGACCCAACCAUCGCUAGCAACUUUCAGGAAUACAGGAAGGCUAGUGCUGCAGGCUUUUAG